CACAACGGUGUUCGUGGUAAAUUAACGCUUUUCAGCAAGUUCAACCGGAUAUUGGUUGACUAUUUAAUACAGCCCUGCCCGUUCAUUCGCAAUAAAAUCAUUUGUUGCUGUUGUGAUAUGUUUAAAAUCGAAUAUUUGCUGUUUUGGGGGCUCGUAAGCCUGGCAGCGCGCGCCAUAUGGGGACAACAGAUAGAUGGAGCGGUUUCGGUUCCUUCGAGGGCCCAGAUGUCGGCGGCUGUUGACGCAAGUGUAACGGAUGUAGUCUCCAAACUCGAUGCCGCUCGGACGGUUGAUAGAAGCGCUUUUGUUGCUGGUAUUGAUCGAGUGGUUCCUGUGGACACUGACUUUGUGGGUCCCCACUUGCUGACCACUUCCGCCGCGUUGGAGAUAGAGCAGUCCGGACAGGCGUUUCUCCUGGCGGCCAAGUCCGCUUUGUCAAGUCUCAACAUUAACGACGCUGCGCCAAAGAGAGCAACCUUAAGCCAGGGACCUGAAUUUCCUGCUACGACGACACUUCCGGAACGCUUGCGGUGCCCGUACAGCCGGGACCAGUGGCCAACGUGCCCGUCCGGUGCUAAAUAUAGAACAGCAGACGGCUCCUGUAACAACUUGCUCAAUCCUCUGUGGGGUCGCUCGCAGACGCCAUUUGCGCGGUAUCUGGAUCCGGUAUAUGACGACGGUAUCUCGGAACCCAGGACUCAAAGCGUGUUGGGUGGAGGUGUGCAACUUCCAAACGCUCGCAAGAUCAGCCGCGAGUUCCACACGAACCUGAUAAACUUCAUGCCGAACAUGAACCACCUGACAAUGGAGUACGGCCAGUUCCUCAGCCAUGAUAUACAGUUCAACGCUUUGUCUAGAGGUGUCAAUAAUUCCAAUCUAGAUUGCUGUGCAAGUCCGAAUAGACAAGGAUGUUUCCCCAUAGAGAUUCCGCCCGGUGACCCGUUUUUCCCACCAAAUCGCACGUGCAUGAACAUCGUGCGUUCUCUACCUACACCGAACCUGAAGUGCACUGUUGGUGUCCGCCAACAAUUGAACCAGAACACACACUUUAUUGACGGGUCUCUUAUCUACGGCUCUGAUAAGACCACCGCAGACUCAUUGCGAACUUUGGUUGGAGGAAAACUGACGACCAAUAACGAUUUUCUACCAAGUGGCGGUGCCGGUUGCAUCGUAAGCGAUCCCAGCAGACCCUGCUUCCGGGCAGGUGACGCGCGCGUUAACCAGCAGCCGGCACUGGCCUCCUUGCAAACAGUAUGGGUCCGGGAGCACAACCGUCUCGCCGCAGCACUCGCGGCGCUGCGUCCGUUAUGGAGUGACGAGACGCUGUACCAGGAGGCCCGGAAGAUCGUUAUCGCCAUCAUUCAGCACGUGUCCUUCAAUGAGUACCUUCAAGAGAUCCUCGGACAGUCCACCAUGAUCCAGUAUGGACUGAAGCCUCUAGCAUCUGGUCAUUUCGGCGGUUACAGCGAUUUUGAGAUGCCCAUGAUACGCAACGGCUUCAUGACCGCCGCCUUCCGGUUCGGACACAGCAUGGUCUUCCAUCGCAUUCAGGCGCACAACGGCGCUAUCACGACGUCCGACAAGCUUCUCAAGGACGAGUUUCUGAGACCGGAUCUCGUAUAUUCUCGCGGCGUUGGUGAGAUCUGCCGAGGCUUGACGAGAACCCCUUCCGAGUCCGUGGACAAGUAUGUGACUGAACAAUUGACAAGGCACCUUUUCGAGCGUGCGCCGGGAUUCGGCGGGGACCUAGCGGCCAUUAACAUCCAGCGUGCCCGUGACCACGGCAUCCAAGGGUAUCAGGCGUGGCGCCGGUUCUGUGGACUGAAGGGUCAGUUCUCGCACGCGGCCAGCGUCAAAGCGGAGCUUCUGCAAUUAUACAGCUCCCCCGAAGACAUAGAUCUGUUUACCGGCGGUGUGUCGGAGACUCCCCUCCCCGACGGGAAGGUCGGACCCACGUUCGCUUGUAUCAUCGGCAAGCAGUUCCGUUCGUUGAAGAAUGGCGACCGCUUCUACUACGAAAACAGUGGAGAUGUCGGCUUUAGCAACCAGCAACUAAAUCAGAUUCGAACUCAGACCCUGGCCAAGGUCAUCUGUAGGAACACUGACAUCACGAAGCUGCAGGCUAAGGCUUUCCGGAAUACGGAUACUGGUAACCCACUGGUAGACUGCAGCAGUAUUCAAAACUUCGACCUGAGCCCGUGGAGUGCGGGCCGGUACAAUUAAAAACCAGAAUAUAAAUGCGUGUAAAACAAGAGAUGCAGAACCUGCAAAUAGAACAUUUCAAUUAAACCGGAUGGUUUUAGUAUGUGAGUAAUAUAUUUGCAUACAUUUGAGUAAAUUAUUAUGAGUUUAUUACGUUUUGUUAAUUUUAUAUUCAGCCACUUUGGAAAUAAAACCC
Messenger RNA from Dreissena polymorpha, 2398 nucleotides. RefSeq names its product chorion peroxidase-like. Bases 118 to 2223 code for a protein of 701 amino acids. Gene Ontology annotation, biological process: response to oxidative stress. Lineage: Eukaryota; Metazoa; Mollusca; Bivalvia; Myida; Dreissenidae. The record is from RefSeq and is a predicted model, not a curated record. Gene Ontology annotation, molecular function: peroxidase activity; heme binding. The transcript has 15 exons.